This is a messenger RNA of Selaginella moellendorffii, 2052 nucleotides long. Its product is annotated as pentatricopeptide repeat-containing protein At1g74600, chloroplastic. The transcript has a single exon. Gene Ontology annotation, molecular function: protein binding; RNA binding. The coding region runs from base 1 to 2052 and encodes 683 amino acids. Gene Ontology annotation, cellular component: intracellular membrane-bounded organelle. NCBI's taxonomy places the organism in Eukaryota, Viridiplantae, Streptophyta, Lycopodiopsida, Selaginellales, Selaginellaceae. The record is from RefSeq and is a predicted model, not a curated record. Gene Ontology annotation, biological process: RNA modification.
AUGGAUGUGGAACCCAACGAAAUGGUGAUCGUGAGCACACUGGCUGCGUGCUCCGGCGCCAAGGAUCUCGCGCUGGGCAUGGCCAUCCACGCGAGAAUUCUCUCCCCGGAUCUCCGCAAGAGCGUGUUCGUCGGCACAGCGCUCCUCAACAUGUAUGCCAAGUGUGGAGCGAUCGAGCAGGCCAGAGCGGUGUUCGAUCAGAUGCCGCACAAGGAUGUAGUGUCGUGGACUGCGAUGAUCACCGCAUUUGCCCAGAUGGGGGAUUGCCGCCAGGCGCUCGAGACGCUCGAGGGGAUGAUCCAAGCUCGCGUCCAGCCCAAUCCGGUGACCUUCGUCGCGGCGAUCACUGCGUGCUCCAGCAGGGAAUUUCUUGAUCGGGGCAGGAAGAUCCACGCCGCCGUGAUCGACCUGGGCCUCCACGGCGACAUCACGAUCCAGAAUGCGCUCGUUUCGAUGUAUGCGAAGGGUAGCAGCGCGGAGGAAGCACUUUCGGUGUUCCAGAGGAUGGAAGAUCGCAACAGGGUCUCGUGGAACAGCAUGAUCGCAGCCUUUGCUGCGAGCGCACAAUCUUGCUCGGCGAUGGGCCUCUUCCACGGUAUGAACUUGGAAGGGAUCAAGCCCGACGAUGUGAGCUUUCUGGGAGUUCUAAGUGCCUGCUCGAGCACUGGGUGCUUGCGAUCGUGCAAGCGGAUCCACUCGCAGCUGGAGCUCGCCGCGGUGCACUCUCCUCCGGAUUUGAGCGUGGAGAACUCGCUUGUCACUGCCUACGCCAAGUGUGGAGAUCUAGAGGCCGCCGAGAGGAUUUUUCAAAGAAUCCCAGGCAAGAAUGUCGUGUCCUGGACGGCCAUGCUCACUGCUUACACCUUUCACGGCAAUGGAUCCAAAGCUCUCGAGCUCUACGACAAGAUGGUCGGGCAGUCGAUCCAGCCGGACAGCGUGGUGCUGCUCAACGUAAUCUAUGCCGGAUCACUGGUCGGGGACGUCGGCCUCGCGAGAAAGCUCCACGCUCGCGUUGCUUCCUCCAGCUUCAUGCUCAAGAUCCAGAUCCAGAAUGCGCUCAUCAACAUGUACGCGCGGUGCGGCAGCCUGGAGGAGGCAAGGCGGGUGUUUGAUGGGAUCGAGAGGAAGAACUUGGUGUCAUGGAACGCGAUGAUGGGAUCUUAUGUGCAGCACGGAUACGACGAGGAAGCGAUCGCAUUGUUCUCGGAGAUGAAGACUGGGAACUCGAAGGCCAUGGAGUCGGGCUUGAGGAGCUCGGUCUCUGCGAGCUCGGACUCUAGUUUGUACACAAAGAGUGUGAAGAGCUCGGACUCCACUAACACCUCGGCCUCCACCAUCUCGGACUCCAUUCUAAAGCCCGAUUGCAUCAUGGCUGUCAUUCUCCUGUGCGCCCACGCUGGCCUGGGCAAGCUCGCCGAGGGGCGGUGCAUCCACGCCGAGUUAUGCGCCGUGAAUCCGGAGAUUCUCGCGGGAUCCACGACCAAUGUCACCCUGGGCAACGCGCUGGUUAGCAUGUACGCGCGCUGCGGCAGCAUGGGAGAUGCCAGCGCCGCCUUCCACCACAUGAGAGCCCGCGACACGGUGACGUGGAGCUCCCUGGUGGCGGGAUACGCCCACCACGGCCACGCCGAAUAUGCCAUCCUCCUCUACCGCGACAUGCACCUCGAGGGCGUCCAGCCCGACAGCGUCACCUACGUCAGCAUCCUCAACUCGUGCAGCCAUGCCGGCCUGCUCGCCCAGGCGCGGCAUUUCUUUGUGUCCAUGGUCGAGGACCACUGCCUGGCGGCGUGGCCCGACCACUGGAAGUGCAUGGUGGACGUGCUGGGGCGGGCGGGGUUUGUCGGGCGGGCAGAGGACGUGGUGAGGAAUAUGCCGUUCCAGCCGGAUGUGGUGGCGUGGAACACGCUGCUGGGGUGCUGCAAGGUGCACGGGGACGCGCAGCGGGGGGCCGUGGCGGCACGGAACGCGGUGGGGAUUAGCCCGGGUUUUGCGGGGUCAACGGUGCUGCUAUGUAUGCGGAGAUUGGGCGGCACGAGUGCAUGUCGAGCUUAG